Molecule: messenger RNA, 2252 nt
Organism: Carassius auratus (goldfish)
Lineage: Eukaryota; Metazoa; Chordata; Actinopteri; Cypriniformes; Cyprinidae
Exons: 13
Coding region: 486-1655 (389 amino acids)
Molecular function (GO): ubiquitin-protein transferase activity
Source: RefSeq, a predicted model, not a curated record
GGGGGGCCAUAAUCAGUGACGGACCCGCAUCCAUCCGGUUGUCUUCGCGCUUCUGAAUGUGCGCUUUUGUUGCUUAUGGCUACAAGACAUUGAAAUGUUCUGUCCGUUUUGUGCUGUGCAACUGGGGGACGCUCCCAAGUUUUGCCCGUCGUGUGGUAUGAACGUGGGGUUCCUUACGGAGCGUCCAUCCACGUCAUCAAGCGUAGGCCAUGGGCCUACAGUGAAUGAGACAAGUAUCCAAGGAAGAGCAGCUCAAUUCAUGAGGUUCAGGGAAGUUAAAGAGGCUGAGAGGAGGACCUUUUCAAAGGCUAAAAAGAAACCAAACAUUACGGUCAAGAUAUCGAUUGGCAUAAUGACCAGAACAAAAUAUGGGUUAAAACCUAUAAGGGGGAAAACCUUGCCAUUAAAUGUUGAACCCCUGUGGUCAUCAAAACAAAUUUUGCCAGCUGCUAUAAAAAAAACAGCGAGAUUUUAAUCAAGACACAAUGUACGAUGGAGAAUAUGUCCUGGUCUAUCCUGAUGGCUCUCAGGUACAAAAUAUACCAGGCACAGACAGACCCUUUGUCCUUGAACAUUAUAAAGAGGCCAUUGGAAAGGCUUACCAGAGGAUCGUACUGUACAUCUGCCCCCUUCAGGAUUUGAGUCAUGGAGAUGACUCAUCUUCAGAAUCUGAUGAUGAAGCAUUUGCUAGGCUUCCACUGAAAAUUUUACCAAAACAAUGUCCACCAACAAUGUCCAGGCCAUCUGAUGGGCAAGCCAAUGGAGCAGGAGCAGAACCAAAAAACAACACAUCAUGUGACUCCUACAACACAUAUACCAAGAUCUAUGCCCCAGUUGUCAUUGACAGCAGUUGCUCUGAUGUUGAGGACGUAGAGAACUUUCAGGAGGAAGACAGAGACACUGAUAUUGGACUGACGGCUGCAGACAUUCUGUCAAAUCUGUCAUUCAACAUUAACACAAUGAGCUGUAGCAGGUUUAAUAUAAACCGUGCUAAUGUCUGGGAUGGUGCUCUGAGGGGAUUCAAACGUUCCUCAUUUGAUCCCACCUGUAGCCUUUUGGUCAAAUUCACAGAUGACAUCGGGCAAACAGAGGAGGCUGUGGACACAGGAGGGCCUACGCGGGAAUUUCUUACACUCUUGAUGGACGCCAUUAAAACCAGUAGAUUUUUUGAAGGCAAAGAUGAUGGCAAAUACCUGUCAUUUGAUAGCAAAGCUGCAGAAGGUGAUGAGUAUUUCCAGGUUGGAAGAAUGGUUGCGGUCUCCAUUGUACAUGGUGGUCCAGGGCCUCGAUGCUUUUCCCCAAGCUUCUACCAGUACCUGGUUGGUAAAGUGAAGACCAUUGAGGCCCCAAUUGAGGAUAUACCUGAUACUGAAGUCAGGAAUGUUCUCCUUGAGAUUAAGAAUGCUAGAACAUUGGAGGAACUCGUAGAACUCGCAGAUAAGCACUCCAGCAUGCUUCAGACAGCAGGAUGCUAUCGACACUGGGGGAUAAGGAAAAAGUUGUGGAUGGUUACAUCCAGUGGUACUUCACCUACCGCAACCAUGUUUCCUUCCAGAGGUUCAAGGAUGGCCUGGCUACCCUCAACUUUUUCAACGCUCUGGAACAGCAUCCCUCCAUUUUCCUGCCCUACAUGUGUUACAGAGCGGAAGACCUGACAGCCGAGAUUGUAGAGUCACUGUUCCGUCCACAAUUGAGCCCAACUGGUAGCUCAAAUCGGCAUGAGGAGGAGAGAGUGCUUGGCUACUGGCUGGACUACUUAAUUGCUGUAAAAGAGGACGGGUCAGGGAUGUCUCUGCAGGACAUUCUAAUGUUUGCAACAGGCCUGAAAGAAAUCCCAGCAGCAAAAUUAAUACCACAGCCUCAACUCACAUUCCAGAAACACGCAAGGUUUCCUGAGGCUAAUGUCUGCGCUAACACAAUAAAACUCCCAAUCUUACCCUCAUAUGAAAUCUUUGAGGAAGCCAUGAAUUAUGGAAUCAAGAACGCCCCUGGAUUUGGGCUUCAUUGAGGUGUCAAUCAGAAAUUAACAUUCGUGGCAAAUUUGCAUUACUGUUGUUACUGUUUGCAUUGCACUUUACUGUUUGCACUUUUACAUUGUUUACAGAAAUCCAAUUAUUUUUUUAUAAGAAAAGUUGCACGUUUCUCUAUUUGGAAACUUUUUGUGGCAGAUUUGCAUUGCUCUUACUGUUCGCACUUUACUGUUUGUCAGUACUGUCACAGUUUAAAGAAAUAAAAUCAUUUAUAUAAGAAAA